CGAGAGAAGGGGCAGCGACGACGAGAAUUGGAGCGAAAUGCUCGAGAGCAAGAGAAGGCCGCGGGCACUGGAGAAUAGAGCACUGCCUCGCAGCGCCUCUGCCGCUGCAGCGCCGCGGCCGAAGAUCAGCAGGGAGCGAGUGGGAGGCCGUCGGGAGGAGGAUUCGCAUUUAUCGAAGGGACGAUGGGAAACACUUCGUCCAUGCUGACGCAGUAUGAUAUAGAAGAUGUGGAAAACCACUGUUCUCAGCGAUUCACUCAGCGAGAGAUUGUUUCUUUGUACCAAAGAUUCUGUGCGCUCGAUCGGAGUGGCAAAGGUUAUAUUUCUGGUGAUGAGUUCAUGUCUGUUCCGGAGUUUGCCGUGAAUCCUCUUUCACAGAGACUACUUGGAAUACUGGAGGGUUUGAAUUUCAAGGAAUUUGUUGCAGUGUUGUCAGCUUUCAGUCCUUUAGCAACCAUUAACGACAAACUAGACUUCAUCUUCAGAGUCUACGAUAUUCGAAACAAUGGGAAGGUGUCUAGUGAAGAUAUGAUACGAGUUCUGCGUGACCUCUCUGGUGACUUCCUAACAGAUAAACAACGACAGGCUGUUGUUACUCAAGCUCUGGAAGAGUCAGGAUAUUCAAAAGAUUACUCACUGACGCCUGAAGACUUUUUGAAGGUUCUUAGCAACGGUGGUCUCAAAAUGGAUGUGGAGGUGCCGAUCGACUGAUCGUUUUGGACAGGUGUCGAUAAGCAACGGCAUAUGCCUCGGUGUGGGUUGGGAUAUUUACGAAACGACAGGGCCCAACCGAUCUUCAUUCGUCCCUUUGUGGAUGUUUCAAAGGACGGUUAGGGAAAACUUUCUAGUUGGAGCCACAAUCGUUUAUUUAUUCGCUUCUCCCUCUCAGAGCCGACUCUGGUGCUGUUCACGGUUUCGGCCCGCAUAUGCUCCUCUAGCCCAUUUCAAUUGAAUGAUAAGCCUCGAAGUCACGAGUUGUACAUUGGUUGUGGAGAAAGUGGUAGUGAAGGAGUAAGAGACAGUCGGACACCAUGUAUCUCAUUCUAGGAAACAUGGUCAACCAACUUCUCAACCGAAUUUUCAAAUGAUUGCAAAGUGUUAUCGAUUUUGCAUUUCCCUGAAUAGCAAUUUCGCCUAUAUGCAGUAACAAUGGCACAUUUUCAUGUCAUAAUACUUUAUAAAAUAGUCCAUUCCC
Molecule: messenger RNA, 1195 nt
Organism: Marchantia polymorpha subsp. ruderalis
Lineage: Eukaryota; Viridiplantae; Streptophyta; Marchantiopsida; Marchantiales; Marchantiaceae
Source: the annotation of a GenBank genome assembly